This is a messenger RNA of Opisthorchis viverrini, 1917 nucleotides long. RefSeq lists its product as hypothetical. Gene Ontology annotation, molecular function: phenylalanine-tRNA ligase activity; tRNA binding; ATP binding. The annotation marks the transcript as partial. NCBI's taxonomy places the organism in Eukaryota, Metazoa, Platyhelminthes, Trematoda, Opisthorchiida, Opisthorchiidae. Gene Ontology annotation, cellular component: mitochondrion; cytoplasm. Gene Ontology annotation, biological process: phenylalanyl-tRNA aminoacylation. The record is from RefSeq and is a predicted model, not a curated record. The transcript is spliced from 8 exons.
GUAGUGAGUCAUCAAAUUCUACUUUCCAAUUGUCCAUUCCACCCCAGCCUGCUGUACAGGGCACUGCUCCAAUAGACUCACCAAAAUGGAUCAGCAUUGAUGGACAAUCCUACCUUCGUGAUUCCUUUUUUAACAUUCCUUCCCGUAUUCUCUCGUUGACCGGGAGAUCACUACACAACCGAAAAUACCAUCCCCUGUGUCUCGUGAAACAACGUAUUGCAGAUUUUAUGUUUAAACGACACGCACGUCGCGCCCCCGAAGAUGUCGUUGGUUCUCCUCUAUUCAGUCUGCAUGAUACAAUCUCACCAGUCGUAACUGCUCGACAAAACUUUGACAGCUUACUGAUUCCUCCAGAUCACCCGAGUCGUUCACCAACCGACACGUAUUACAUCAAUGAAAACACGUUACUGCGAAGCCAUACCUCGGCCCACCAACUGGACUUCAUGAGUUCUGGGCUGAAUGCCUUCCUUUUGGUCGGUGAUGUUUAUCGUCGUGACGAAGUAGACGCCUUGCACUAUCCUGUGUUUCACCAACUCGAAGGUGUGCGCCUGUUCUCUGCCAGCGAGCUCUUCAAAGAUGCUAUCGAUCCCAGUGGCUGCUUGCAAUUGCUGGAAGAGAUUCCUCCAUCUUCGGUGUACGCGCAGAAAGAAGAGCAUCCAUUGCAUGUAUUUCCGUCAUACAUGCUUCCACCGGACCGUCAACCACGACAUACGAACGAAACCGCUAAACGUUUAGAAUUUGAGCUGAAAACGGUUCUACAGGCGCUGGCCAAGUCGCUUUUUGGACCCGGUACGUCUUGGCUCUUCAAAGAUGCUAUCGAUCCCAGUGGCUGCUUGCAAUUGCUGGAAGAGAUUCCUCCAUCUUCGGUGUACGCGCAGAAAGAAGAGCAUCCAUUGCAUGUAUUUCCGUCAUACAUGCUUCCACCGGACCGUCAACCACGACAUACGAACGAAACCGCUAAACGUUUAGAAUUUGAGCUGAAAACGGUUCUACAGGCGCUGGCCAAGUCGCUUUUUGGACCCGAGAUUCAGAUGCGUUGGGUUGAGGCCUAUUUUCCUUUCACACAUCCUUCUUGGGAACUGGAAGUCAAAACUCGGGUUGGAUAUCGAGAAGAUGGAGUGGAGGAAUGGACCGAACUCCUUGGCUGUGGAUUGAUGCGACAAGAGCUUUUGGAUCGCGCGGGCAUUUCCAACAAAGUCGGUUACGCAUUUGGUCUAGGUCUGGAGCGCUGGGCGAUGCAGCUAUACCAUAUCCCAGACAUCCGUCUGUUCUGGACAGAAGAUACUGGAUUUCUGCACCAGUUUGAAACCGAUGAUAUAUUUGCCCAGCUCACGUAUAAGCCGGUGAGCGUCUUUCCCCAGUGUGUCUUAGAUCUGUCCUUCUGGUUGAAUGGAGGUCACCCUCCGGCCACAAAACCAAAAGUACCGUCAGAAUCUAAGGACUCCAGCACAAAUGAGGACGAUGCGCUCAAAGCUUUUGAACAUGAUUUCUAUGAUCUCGUACGAAACGUGGCCGGUGAUCUGAUUGAGCAAGUCCGGUUGAUUGAUCGUUUCACGGACGCAAAAACUGGGCGCACCAGUCACUGCUACCGUCUGGUAUAUCGAGACCAGCAUCGCACGCUAACACUGGACGAAGUGCGACCACUCCACGAACGUAUCGCACAGGAAGCCACUAGCCGAUUGGGUGUGCAAGUACGGUGAAUGUAUCCCAUCUGCAAUUACCUACUUUGUUUGGUGGACCAGACCCUGGCAACAUACCCACUCUUUAUGAAUCCAGAACUGUCUUGGCGAGCUUGUCAAUGUCAACAAAGUUCCAUGAAAAAUUUUGCUUUUGGCUUUACCUCGGGUUUUGGCACCUAUCGCGCCCGCACUCAUAUAUAAGCCUUUCUAGAGAUGCAUUCAAGUGACAUCCAUUCGG